Molecule: messenger RNA, 948 nt
Organism: Neohortaea acidophila
Lineage: Eukaryota; Fungi; Ascomycota; Dothideomycetes; Mycosphaerellales; Teratosphaeriaceae
Exons: 2
Coding region: 1-948 (315 amino acids)
Cellular component (GO): cytoplasm
Molecular function (GO): oxidoreductase activity, acting on the CH-OH group of donors, NAD or NADP as acceptor
Source: RefSeq, a predicted model, not a curated record
AUGUCCUCCUCCUCCCCCAUCGACUGGCACCUCCUCAAAGACCGCUCCGUCAUCAUCACCGGCGGCGCCAGCGGCCUAGGCGAAGCGACCGCGCGCAAGUUCUACCAGUAUGGCGCCUACAUCACCCUCGCCGACCUGCAAGAAGACGCAGGGCAACGUAUCGCCCAGGACCUCGGCGAGCGCGCAACGUUCGUCAAAUGCAACACCACCGACUGGGAGUCGUCGGCAGCGGCAUUCAAGCACGCCGCGGAAUUCGCCCCGUCCAAAACGAUCGAUGUAGCUGUCCUAUUCGCCGGCGUGGAUGGCGAGCGGAGAGGCCUCGUGGAUCUCGUGCUCGAUCAGCCGGCUCCGUCUUCCGCUGCUGAGGCUACGCCUGCGAAGCCUGCGUACAAGGCGCUCGAGGUGAAUCUUAUUGGCGAGUACAUGUCUACCUACCUGGCGCUGCACUACUUCCGGCUGCCGUCUGCGUCAUCAUCUUCCGGCGGCUCGUCAGCCUCGUUGAGGAAAUCGCUCGUGCUCAUCUCUAGCAUGACGGGCUACAUGGACCUCCCCUACAACACUGGGUAUGCGACGUCCAAAUACGGCGUCCGAGGCUUGUUCCGCAGCAUUCGCGGCGAGGGGAAGAAGGUCAAUGCGAGGAUCAACAAUGUCGCGCCCGGGUAUGUGUUGACGCCGUUGACGAAGAAGGUGCAUCAGAUUGAGAAUGUGGAGGAGCCGAGUAAGGCGACGGGGUUUGUGUUGCCAUGGACGCCCAUUGAGACGGUGGUGGAGGCUGUGGGGAGGUGUGCAGUCGAUGAGGGGACGGAUGGUCGUACACUCCUUUGCAUGAAAUCGGGGAACUUGGAUGCGCAGGAGGAUUUUGCGCAUGGGUAUGGAGGGCAGAGGGUUUGUGAUGUUCUCGAGCAGGAAGGCAUCACGGCGCUCUUUCCUGCCCUGUUUCCUAAGUAG